AUGAUAAAAUGUGUAAAUUGUGGUAUAGAAGUAAUAACAUUAUAUCAUAUAUAUAAUGAAACAAAUUAUUGUUUAUCAACUUGUGAAAAUUGUGGUCAAAUUUGUGAUAAAUAUGUCGAAUGGGAAAUUCCUUUAAUUAUUAUUGAUUUAUUUCUUUUCAAAACACAAGUUUAUCGUCAUUUAAUUUAUAAUCAUUCACAAUUUCCUUCUAUUAGCCCCGUUACGGUGCUUGGUCACACGGAUAGAGUUGUACCUUGUAAUAAGGUUAGUAGUAGUACAGUUGUAUCUAGUAAUGAGGAAACUAGUAAUACUACUGGUACUACUACUGUUGGACCAAGCACCGUAACUAAGGGAAAGGGAGCUAAUUCUACAGCUAUGGAAUGUACUAGUGAGAAAAAUAGUAAUAAAAUUGCUGCUGUAACUAAAACUGGGGAGUCAGGUACUAAUACUGUAGGUACUGAGAAAGUCCCUUUUGGGGUUGGUGGUUGGCAUUGGACCAGACACCGUAAUGGAAAAAUAAUAAGAAUAAUAUUAUUAUUAAUAUCAGCAACAAUAUUGGAUAGUUAUUCAAUGUUAACAUCAUGUAAUUAUUUAACAAAUACACCAAAUAUAUGCUUUCCACAAUUCCAAUCAUAUAAUCAAACACUCUUAAAUUAUAUUAUUCUUUAUUUUAAAUCUUUCAAUACACAUAUCAAUUCACAAGGUAUCAAUCCCUUAGAAUACCUAAUAUACCCUUAG
This is a messenger RNA of Theileria annulata, 738 nucleotides long. RefSeq lists its product as uncharacterized. The record is from RefSeq and is a predicted model, not a curated record. NCBI's taxonomy places the organism in Eukaryota, Apicomplexa, Aconoidasida, Piroplasmida, Theileriidae. Gene Ontology annotation, biological process: intracellular sterol transport; sterol metabolic process; sphingolipid metabolic process. The coding region runs from base 1 to 738 and encodes 245 amino acids. The transcript has a single exon. Gene Ontology annotation, cellular component: Golgi apparatus; cortical endoplasmic reticulum.